Molecule: messenger RNA, 1974 nt
Organism: Peromyscus leucopus (white-footed mouse)
Lineage: Eukaryota; Metazoa; Chordata; Mammalia; Rodentia; Cricetidae
Gene: Fbxo7
Product: F-box protein 7
Exons: 9
Coding region: 160-1725 (521 amino acids)
Biological process (GO): positive regulation of autophagy of mitochondrion; autophagy of mitochondrion
Molecular function (GO): protein kinase binding
Source: RefSeq, a predicted model, not a curated record
CAGUGAUGUCUGUUUAAUUGGUAAGACGAAAAUGAAUGUGUAUAAGCAAAAUGAAUCGGGCUGGGGAGAUUCUAAAGCAUUUGCCGCACAAGCCUGACACCCCGAGUGUGACAUCCCAGGACCCAUGUAAAGCUGGUGGUAAAGCUGCGGAUUAAACUGAUGUGUGAAGUUAGGAAGCAUCUCCACUUCAAAGAUGUUGGAAUACUGAAAACUGCGUGCUUUAGAACUGAUGAAAUCGGUGCCCUAAGGACUCUAACGCCCUGGCUAAGUUCUGAUACCCGAUUUGCAAUUACAUUGAACAACAAGGAUGCCCUCACUGGAGAUGAAGAGACCUUGGCUUCAUAUGGGAUUGUUUCUGGGGACUUGAUAUGUUUGGUUCUUGAAGAUGACAUGCCGGCACCUAACUUACCUUCAUCUACAGAUUCAGAGCAUUCCUCACUCCAGAAUAACGACCAAGCUUCUUUGGCUGCCAGCUCACGUCAGGCCAGCAUCCCUGAUGAACAGUGCAGUGGUUCUUCUCAAGGACAGGCCACCCAAUCCGAUGCCUCGAAUGAUGACAGUAUGGAAGGGCCUAGUCAAAAUGUCGAAGCUGAGUCAAUUCAGGAUGCCGUGGGUAUGGAAGAGGAUUCUGGUUUCCAUCCACUGGAACCAAUGCUGUGCAAUGAAACAGAGGAUGGGCAGGUGCCACAUUCACUAGAGACUCUGUAUCAGUCAGCUGGUUGCUCCAGCGUCAGUGAUGCCUUGGUAGUGCUGGUGCAUCUCCUCAUGCUCGAGUCGGGCUACAUACCUCAGGGGACCGAAGCCAAGGCAGCAGUCAUGCCUGAGAAGUGGAAGUCAAGUGGUGUGUACAAGCUGCAGUACACACACCCUCUCUGUGAGGGCGGCACUGCUGUGCUGGCCUGUGUGCCUUUGGAAACCCAAAUGGUUAUAAACGCUACAAUAAAAAUUGAUGGUGGGAUUAAAAAUGUGAAAUCAGUGCAGCUGAAGCCAAGAUCCUACGUUUGUGAAGUGGAACCAGGGGAAAGUGCAGCCAAAGUGUACAAAGAUCUUAAGAAGCUCUCUCGCCUCUUCAAAGACCAGCUGGUGUACCCUCUUCUGGCCUUCACACGACAAGUACUGAACCUUCCAGAUGUCUUUGGGCUGAUUGUUCUUCCCUUGGAGCUGAAACUUCGCAUCUUCCGACUUCUGGAUGUUCGUUCUGUCCUGGCUUUGUCUGCAGUCUGUCAUGACCUCUUCCUUGCAUCAAGUGACCCGCUGCUGUGGCGCUGUUUGUAUCUGCGGGAUUUUCGAGAUGGUACUGCCAGAGGUCCAGACACAGAUUGGAAAGAACUGUAUAGAAAGAGGCAUAUACAGAGAAAAGAGGCUCAGAGAAUGCGACAUAUGAUGUUCCUGCCGUCGUCAACCCACUCUAUCCCAUUUUGUCCCAUUCCUGUCUACCCCUACCCCGUGCCCUUUCCUUCUGCCUCGCUGCUUCCUCCAGGAAUCAUUGGUGGUGAAUAUGAUACGAGGCCGAUACUGCCCAGUGUUGGGGACCCAGCCAACUCACUCAUCCCAAGGCCAGGGGAGAUACCUAGCCCGUUUCCGCCACUCAGACCACGGUUUGAUCCUAUUGGUCCACUUCCAGGACCUAACCCCCUUUUGCCAGGAAGAGGUGGCCCCAACAACAGAUUUCCCUUCAGACCCAGCAGGGGUCAGUCAACUGACAGCCGGCUACCAUUCAUGUGACCAAGUUGGAGACUAUGGAAACCGCAGAUGCUCUUUCCUUGGACACUGACCUCUGCUGUCAGUUUCUGGUUGUGGCAGUGAAAACCUUAAACUCAGCUGGCAACUAGGACAAGGUUACUCAAAGCUGGGUUGGCUUUGGGAAUACUUGACUGCUGGUCUCUGCUCUGGAUUCACCUCUGGGAUGGAGCUGUGGUACUGAUAAUGUUGUGUGCUAGAUUAAUAAAAACAAAAAUUAUAUGGUGGUCUUGA